This is a messenger RNA of Humulus lupulus (European hop), 1446 nucleotides long. RefSeq lists its product as uncharacterized. Bases 9 to 869 code for a protein of 286 amino acids. NCBI's taxonomy places the organism in Eukaryota, Viridiplantae, Streptophyta, Magnoliopsida, Rosales, Cannabaceae. The transcript has a single exon. The record is from RefSeq and is a predicted model, not a curated record.
GAUAAAAGAUGAAUUCUUAUUAUGGCAGUUCAUCUUAUUUAUCAUCAUCUUCUUCAUCUUCAGAUGAUGAUUAUUAUGAUGAUCUAGAAAAUCAAGUGGUAUGUCAAAUUACUGCAAACAACAAUUUUUGCAUCACUCAACACCUCAAUAACGAUGUGUCACGCCGGAGCUCAAUUCCUGGUCAUAUAGUUAUCAACCGUGACCGGGAAAAUGCUGAUCGCAAUCUCUUCAAUGACUAUUUUGCAGAAAAUCCCCAGUUUAAUGAUUCGAUGUUUCGACGAAGAUUUCGAAUGGGUCGUCCUUUAUUCUUUCGUAUAUUUGAUGCUAUACAAAGGCAUGACAAUUACUUCGUCCAGCGAAGGGACGGACUCGGUAAACUUGAGUUGUCCGGCUUGCAAAAGGUAACAGCUGUAUUUCGAAUGUUAGCAUAUGGUGUACCGGCAGAUGCUACCGAUGAGUACAUAAAAAUUGGAGAAUCUACAGUUUUAGAAAGUUUGAAGCGAUUUUGCCGUGCAGUUGUCGAGGUGUUUAGAGCUCGCUAUCUACGAUCACCUAACGUUGAUGAUGUUGCAAGGCUACUCCACAUUGGUGAACGUCGGGGUUUUCCAGGAAUGCUGGGUAGUUUAGAUUGUAUGCAUUGGAAAUGGAAAAAUUGUCCAACGGUUUGGGGAGGACAAUAUGCCGGUCGUAGUGGAUCCCCAACCAUUAUUCUUGAAGCUGUAGCUGACUAUGACCUUUGGAUAUGGCAUGCAUAUUUUGGUCUACUGGGAUCUAAUAAUGAUAUUAAUGUGUUGGAGGCAUCCCAUCUUUUUGCUAAUCUUGCUGAAGGUAUUGCUCCACCCGCUAAUUAUGUCAUCAAAGGUAAAUAAUAUAAUAUGGGUUAUUAUUUAGCUGAUGGUAUAUAUCCAAAAUGGUCUACUCUUGUUCAAAGCAUUCACGAUCCACGUGGUAAGAAAAAAAAGUUUUUUGCAAUGAAACAAGAAAUAUGUAGAAAAGAUGUAGAACGCGCAUUUGGAGUAUUGCAGUCAAGAUUUGCAAUUGUGGCAGGACCAGCGCGCUUAUGGAACAAGAGAGUGUUACAUGAUAUAAUGACUUCUUGUAUUAUUAUGCAUAAUAUGAUAAUAGAAGAUGAACGUGAUGUUAAUGCAACAAUUGAAGAACGAGUCGACGUGCAAAGUCCAGAAGUGGAGAUGCUAGGUGAUGAUGAUACUCGAUUUCAAGAAUUCCUUGCUCGACAUAGAAAAAUUAGGGAUAAAGAAGCUCAUAUCGAACUUCAAAAUGCAUUAAUUGAACACUUAUGGGACGAGCAUGGUAACUCCGAGAAUUAGUUAAAUUUAAUCAAUCUAUCUACGUGUUAUUUAAGAGUUAAUUAAAUGUAACGGUUUUUUUCUUACCUCUAGUAAUGUAAUAUGUAUUUCAGUAAAUUUAAUAUGAUUUUUUUUUAAA